GCGGACCGAGCUGGUGUGAGUGCCACCGCUUACCGGAGUUGAAGGGAGGAAGAUGCGCCUUUCUGUACGGAAACUUGUCUUGGCUGCGGCAAUGAAAUAGGCUACUUGGCACCUGCCACUCCUGCACCUCCAUUUUUCCUGUCCGUUUGGAGGCCGAAGUUCAACCCAAACAAACCAGCUGCAUAGGUGUUUUUGAACAAUGAGUGCUUACACUGUGACUCUCGCCGGACCUGCGCCUUAUGGCUUCCGCCUGCAAGGAGGCAAGGACUUCAACAUGCCCCUCACCAUUUCCCGGAUCUCACCUGGCAGCAAAGCCGCUUCAGGGAACCUGAUACAGGGUGACAUCAUUGUAGCCAUCGAUGGUGUCAGUACCGAUGGAAUGACUCACCUUGAGGCUCAGAACAAGAUUAAGUGUGCCAACUUCAACCUGGCCCUCACCCUGCAGAGGUCAAAGCGUCCCACCCCCGUGCCCAUGACUGCAGCAAGAAUUGAAACUCCAGUCCCAAUCAUCCCCCACCAGAAGGGCCAGCCUAAUCAAAUCAAUGGUGGCCUUUCUGCCCCUGCUGAAACAAACUCCCGCUGCACCAGCAAACAGGAGCUUGGCCUGCCCCUCCCCACAGCGCAGCCCAGCAGAGGAGGGGCCACAUCACCACCUGCCUCAGGGGGCCGGUCAGCCUCCGCCCAAAAGAGACAGCAGUAUAACUCCCCCAUUGGCCUGUACUCAGCUGAGACGCUGAGAGAAAUAGCCCUGCAGCAGGAGAGAAUUAAAAGCCAGGGUCCUGCCGACCCGCUGGGUAGGCUGCGCGUUAAAGACCGUGUUAUAGACAGUGCUUCCCCAGUGUGUCAGGCCGUGGUCCCCAGGGAGGACCAGGAGAUGGGCCCUGCAGAAUGGGCCCGAAGAGCUGCCCAUAUGCAGUCCAGAUCCUUCCGCACCCUCGCCCACGUCACCGGCACAGAAUACCUGCAAGACCCAGAUGAGGAGGCUCUUAGAAAGUCCAGGGAAAGGUUUGAGUCGGAAGCGAAGGGCCCCCGUUUUGCUAAACUGAAACACUGGCACAAUGGCUUGUCCGCCCAAAUCCUUAACCUAGCUGGGUAAAACGCUCCGUACAGGCAGGCCACAGUCUGGAAAGCAGACAGGCAAUGCUUGUGUGAGAGAAGAGCCUCUGACAGAUGAGAAACAGGAGAGAGAGAGAGAGAGAGAGAGAGAGAGAGAGAGAGAGAGAAAGAGACUGGAGUGUUGGCAAGAGAGCAGCGGCUCACUGAUCAUCACAUGGAUAGAGUUCGGAUUUAAGCUCGCUACUCACACUGUGAUGUGUUCUGGUUGUAUUCUGUUCUGCUGAGCGUUGUGGCGGCCAUGUCUUCUCCUCCUCACGCUGUCCCUGUACACAAGUCUGAGCCAUUCAGUGAAUAAAAGCUGUCAAUGAAACCUG
Electrophorus electricus (electric eel) is the source of this 1430-nucleotide messenger RNA. Lineage: Eukaryota; Metazoa; Chordata; Actinopteri; Gymnotiformes; Gymnotidae. The record is from RefSeq and is a predicted model, not a curated record.